AUGUGCAACCUCCAUGCCCUAGUAAGGGCGCCUGGAUAUAGUAUUGCAACAGCCACACGGGCCCAAGCAGCGGCCUGGAGCGCGCGCCUGGGAGCCGGUCCCUGUGCACAGAGUGCUGGUGCAGGACGCGCCUGCCUGAUAAGUGACGGCCCAGCCACGCCGCCGCCAAGUCCGGCCUGCGCGCGCCCGGCCGAGAUCCACGUACAUGCACACGCGCGGGAGCGCGGGAGCCCGCGUCCACGGUUCAAGGCAGAUCCUCGAACGAGUCUGCACACCGAGCCCUCUGCGCCGAAAACAGAUCAGGGUGGAGAAGGGGAGGCGGGCGCUCAGAGGGGAGCGGGUGCCCGAGACCGCGCGCCGGCAUCCGCUCGUCCCCUUCUUAAGUCCCGCCCCACCCCGCCCACUCUAUCUCCCGCGCGCGGGCUCCGCGCGCACCAAGUGACGCGCGUGCGCGCGCGUGCGCAGGCCAAGACUCUUCGGGGACGGCCCCUCAGCCUCCAACGAAAGCAUCGGCAAGCUGGCGUGCACGCGUCCCGUCCUGGAGGGACCGUGUCCGCCUUCCGCUCUCCAGUUGAGAGCUUUCACCGGAAAGUGGCGCGGCGGCCAUUGCUAGGUUUGCGCCACGGGGACGCGGCCAGCGCCGCUUAUGUAAGUUUGGCUCGUGCCGGACAUCCCCGCUCUGCCGUGGCAGCGUUGUCCAAGAGGUUUGAAGACGCGUUCCGAAGAGGCGGCGUGGUUCUAAAGGAGUUUUUCAUCAGUAUGUCUGAAACCAUUAAAUACAAUGACGAUGAUCAUAAAACUCUGUUUCUGAAAACACUAAAUGAACAACGUCUGGAAGGAGAAUUUUGUGAUAUUGCUAUCGUGGUUGAAGAUGUGAAAUUCAGAGCACACAGAUGUGUCCUCGCCGCCUGCAGCACCUACUUUAAGAAGCUCUUUAAAAAACUUGAAGUUGAUAGCUCUUCAGUAAUAGAAAUAGAUUUUCUUCGUUCUGAUAUCUUUGAAGAGGUCCUGAACUACAUGUACACCGCAAAGAUUUCUGUCAAAAAAGAAGAUGUCAACUUAAUGAUGUCAUCAGGGCAGAUUCUUGGAAUCCGAUUUUUGGACAAACUCUGUUCUCAGAAGCGUGAUGUUUCUAGUCCCGAUGAGAAUAACGGCCAGUCCAAAAGCAAGUACUGCCUGAAAAUCAACCGCCCUAUUGGUGAUGCUGCAGAUGCCCAGGACGACGACGUCGAGGAGAUUGGAGAUCAGGACGACAGUCCUUCUGAUGACACAGUAGAAGGCACCCCGCCGAGCCAGGAGGAUGGCAAGUCGCCCACCACCACGCUCAGGGUGCAAGAAGCAAUUUUGAAAGAGCUGGGGAGUGAGGAAGUUCGAAAAGUGAAUUGCUACGGCCAGGAAGUAGAAUCCAUGGAGACACCAGAAUCAAAAGACUUGGGGUCCCAGACCCCUCAGGCCUUAACCUUUAAUGAUGGAAUGAGUGAAGUGAAAGAUGAGCAGACCCCAGGCUGGACGACAGCCGCCAGUGACAUGAAGUUCGAGUAUUUGCUCUAUGGGCACCGGGAGCAGAUUGCCUGCCAAGCCUGUGGCAAGACCUUCUCAGAUGAAGGCCGGCUGAGGAAGCAUGAGAAGCUGCACACGGCAGACAGGCCAUUCGUCUGUGAAAUGUGCACAAAGGGGUUUACCACCCAGGCCCACCUGAAGGAACACCUCAAAAUCCACACGGGCUACAAGCCCUACAGCUGUGAAGUUUGUGGCAAGUCGUUUAUCCGGGCCCCGGACCUGAAGAAGCACGAGCGUGUGCACAGCAAUGAAAGGCCCUUUGCGUGCCACAUGUGCGACAAAGCCUUCAAGCACAAGUCGCACCUCAAGGACCACGAGCGGAGGCACCGAGGGGAGAAGCCGUUUGUGUGUGGCUCGUGCACCAAGGCCUUCGCCAAGGCGUCGGAUCUGAAGCGGCAUGAGAACAACAUGCACAGCGAGAGGAAGCAGGUGACCCCCAGCGCCAUCCAGAGCGAGACAGAACAGUUGCAGGCGGCCGCCAUGGCCGCAGAGGCCGAGCAGCAGCUGGAGACCAUAGCCUGCAGCUAG
Elephantulus edwardii (Cape elephant shrew) is the source of this 2088-nucleotide messenger RNA. It is a transcript of the gene ZBTB14, whose product is annotated as zinc finger and BTB domain containing 14. Gene Ontology annotation, cellular component: nucleus. Lineage: Eukaryota; Metazoa; Chordata; Mammalia; Macroscelidea; Macroscelididae. Gene Ontology annotation, biological process: regulation of transcription by RNA polymerase II. The record is from RefSeq and is a predicted model, not a curated record. The transcript is spliced from 5 exons. Bases 1 to 2088 code for a protein of 695 amino acids. Gene Ontology annotation, molecular function: RNA polymerase II cis-regulatory region sequence-specific DNA binding; protein binding; DNA-binding transcription factor activity, RNA polymerase II-specific.